UAGCAACCUUUUCAAUCAAGCAAGCUUUACGCCUUCCACAGCUCUUUCAUUGAUGCUGUCUUGUCCACAUUGGUCCGUCAUGGUUUCGUUCUUCACAGACAUCGGCACCAGGUUAAUCUCAUAUUUUUUUCAUUAAAACCACCGAGCACCAUCUCUUCUGAUAAACAUGGCUCCGCGUCAAGGCAGACAAAACAAAGCACAGCGGCGACAGCGAUCUGUGUUAGAAAUUCAGGGUGAUGGUGGGUUGUUCGCCUUCAAUCAUUUUGCUCUUACUGACCAUUGUUAGUGGGUGGACCUUGAGGCAUUCAGAAAGCACUCCCGAGCGCUUAUUGAAGAAGGGCCCAACCCUACAAGCAGGAGAUCAAAUGAAACAGCCAACUUUCACCUUCAACAAGUUGCCUUUCUAGAGAUACUGUAUGAAACUCGCCGCCACCAAGGAGCUGGCAAAGAAACUACCCCCAACGGCUGAGAAAUCCCAAAUCAAUGGUCAUCGAAAGCGAGUGUUUAAAGCAGAUGAACCUUCCAUGCAUUCAGUCAGACAUCCUGAAAAACAGCGGCGAAUUAUCAGCUCUGGUGGAGAUGUGGUAGGUGGUGUCAGGCAAUCAAAGAACACUGAUUCCCUUCUGGCUGCUCAAGUUUUCAAUCCUCUUCAUCUACCAACUCUUCAACAGCCUUCAUCUAAACCUAAAUGAGAGCACCCGGAACAUGAACAUUCACCUGAUAAUUUCUAUCACAUUUUCAAAUGGUGAUGAACUGAAAGCACUGAGAUCAGCCUCAUCAGUUACUGAGUUCAGAAAGGAUAUUGGCUGUUUGUUCGGGAAACAACAAAUGCCUCUAUACCUCGAGUUUAUGCUCUCUACUCGAACCACAGACGGGCAAAAAUUAGUUGGAGAGACACUCGCAACACUAUGGCCGAGUUUGAUGUCUUCAGAAAAGGAAUCUAUUGUCGCGAGGCUACAGAGUCACUACAAGGAAUUACGGCAGCUGCCGUCGCCAGGUUACUAUGGUAGCAUAGACAAACAAUGCCUUGGCGCGGAAAUACACUCAUGACGGCCGGCAUUUUUACCAGCAAUGUCUUCCAUGCAUCUUCUGUGGCUGCCAAUGCAAAAAUAUUAUGAUUUGAAGAGAUCCCCGGAGGACGCAGACUGCUGAUAAUUGCUCUUUGAAAGUUGUUAUUCUUGACUAGGAGAAGUCCGGUUGGUAUCCAAGUUACUGGGAAUACUGUCUAGCUGUCUGCGCAUUACGAUGGGACCCUGGAUUGAAAAAAUACUAGAUUAUGGUCCUAGGAAUAUACCGUGUUGAUUAAUGACUCAGUGUAUCUUAAUGUUGUUUACUUCAAGGUCGGCUUGGAAAAGCUUCUGUUUAGACAUCAUAAUCUCUUCUUCAAACCAUCAAGGGCAAGCACUGCUGACUGAAAAUCUGUGUGUUGUAAUGCAGCUUUUGAUAAGUCAUUCAAGAACAACACCCAGCUCUUCAGCACAGUAAUGACGAAUUGUAUUUGUUGUCCAGAAAAAAUAAGAUGGCCUUUCAAACAGAAAAAUAGAAGCGCUGCACCUGAAUGAUGUAUCUUAUUAGCCAUGAACAUAAAAUACCAUCUAUGAAAUAUC
Messenger RNA from Blastomyces dermatitidis ER-3, 1607 nucleotides. RefSeq lists its product as uncharacterized. Lineage: Eukaryota; Fungi; Ascomycota; Eurotiomycetes; Onygenales; Ajellomycetaceae. The transcript has 2 exons. Bases 706 to 1050 code for a protein of 114 amino acids. The record is from RefSeq and is a predicted model, not a curated record.